CCCACACCACCCCAUGGACUCGCCCAGGGUUGCCUCUUGGCCCAAGGCCCUCGGUCGAGACGUAGGCGAGCCAUUAUAGGGGACGCUCCCAGCCCAGCCCACCUGCCCGCCAAUCACCGCCGCGCCGCAUGAGCUUCAUCUCUCAUUAGUCGACAGUCUAGCCCGCUUCCGGCUCCAAAUCUUGCUCCCUCUGCCGCUCCAAGGGCGUUUGCACCCGGCGCAAAAAUAUACCGUCAGCUCGCGGGUCCCGUCUUUUAUUUCAUCUCACCCUGCGCCUCCCAUUCUUCCUCUUUCUUUCCUUCCUUCCUUCAAGCCGCCCCCUCGCUGAUCAGUCACUCAUUCUUCUCCAACUACUCCCAUCUUCAGCUUAAUACUAUUACCCCGUAAUCCAACACCUCUCUCUCUCUCCAAACCUCCACCAUGCGCUUCUUCCAGGCUAUCCUUUCCUCCGCGGCCUUUGCUGCUCUCGUCGCUGCCCUCGAGAUCAACGAAUUCCCUACCCAGGGUGUCGUUGCUGGCAACUCCUACACCAUCACCUACUCCCCGGCCGAUGAUGUCCCCACCACCUUCAUCCUCCGCCAGGGAAAGUCUACCGACCUUGAUACCGUUGGCACUCUGACCACCACUGCUACCGGUGGAAAGUUCCAGUGGACCCCCAGCAAGGAUCUCCCCAACGAGAGCGACUAUGCUCUUGAGAUCAAGCGCGGCGACACUGUCAACUACUCUGCUCAGUUCCCUCUCACUGGUGGCGCUGCCUCCGACGACAAGCCCGUCUCUUCCAGCUCGCCUUCUGCCUCCGCCUCCGCCUCGUCUUCCGUCAAGCCCUCGUCUUUGGCUUCUUCUUCGGCUUCCCCUAGCUCUUCGGCUUCCGGUUCCUCUUCCAUGACCUCGGCUGCUUCCAGCACCCCCUCCGCCUCUGUUUCCACCCCCGCUGGCAACUCCACCAUCAGCUCUGCUACUCUCUCCCGCACCCCUCUGCCUUCGGCUACUCGCACUCCCACCGGCUCUGCCAGCGUUCCCGAGGUCACCGCUUCCGGCGCUGACUCUCUCUUCGCCAACCCCCUCGCCGCUAUUGUCGGCGCUGCUGCUGCUCUGGUCUACUUCGCCUAAGCGUCUUGCUUUUCCACAUUGAGAUAUCCUGUCUUAUGUUUUGUCCGUGUACGAUAUAUUAGCAAUGGAUAACUGUUUUUGGAAAACGGAAAAUCAUAUACCCUUGUAAACAUCCCUCUAGUUCAAAGAUGAGUUACGCAAAGCAAAUAGGGCUGUACAAUGUUGUCGAGGUUGAAACGCUAUGCAAAGAGCUUGUACAGCGGUAGCAGUAAUGAUAAUAUGGAACUUGUAUAACCUUCCUUCAAACACCCAUCGUCAAUGCCUCGUGACUCAUUCUAUGCCUUCGCCAUGCCAUUGUCUAACCCUCAAGACUCUUGACAAGUUACAUGUAUGUUAUUCUUACAUCUGAUACAAAAUCUUAACAUGCUUUGCCUUUCGCA
Bipolaris sorokiniana ND90Pr is the source of this 1490-nucleotide messenger RNA. RefSeq lists its product as uncharacterized. The transcript has 2 exons. The record is from RefSeq and is a predicted model, not a curated record. The coding region runs from base 421 to 1110 and encodes 229 amino acids. NCBI's taxonomy places the organism in Eukaryota, Fungi, Ascomycota, Dothideomycetes, Pleosporales, Pleosporaceae.